This is a messenger RNA of Racocetra persica, 1158 nucleotides long. The record is from the annotation of a GenBank genome assembly. NCBI's taxonomy places the organism in Eukaryota, Fungi, Glomeromycota, Glomeromycetes, Diversisporales, Gigasporaceae.
CGACUCAUAAAUUUGAAAGGCGUGACGAAAAUAAACGCAAAAGAGCUCAUAUAAACAAUUAUUACUAUGAAAAUUAUCAUAAAAGAAUUAGUGAUGAUAAUAUUGAGAUAACACCUCGAAGUACUCCAAAAGAGAAUCCAAGUGCUGGAAUGUCUGGACUAUUUACAGCACUUCUUUUAAAAGAAGCUGGUAUUAAAGACGUUACCAUUCUUGAAUUUCAAGAUCGUGUUGGUGGACGUGUUCAUACUCAUUAUUUUACUAAUGAUCCUAACGAUGAAAGGCGUUUAUAUGGUGAACUUGGCGCAAUGAGAUUACCUUAUGUCGAUGGCCGUCCAGAUCUCUCUGCACAUCAGCUAGUUUUUGAUACUAUCGAUUAUUUAAACAAAUAUAAUAAGAAAGACAACCCAGAUAAAAAAAUCAAAACUAUUCCAUUUAUAUUUAGCAAUCCAAACGCUUUAUAUUACUUCAAUAACAAAAAGGCUCCAGAUGGUAAAAUAAUGACCAAAAAUUACUCUGCAUCUGCUAAAGUUACUCAAUUAGGCUUUCCUGAUUCACUACCGGAUGAUUAUGCUGAUCUUUGGAAUGAGGCUUUAUCACCUUUUUUUAAAGAGCUUGAUAAAGAUUUUGAAAAAGGCAUUAAAGCUUUAAAACGAUAUGAUCAGCAUUCCGCUUACUCUUAUUUAAAAGAAAUAUUUCUUCCUGCAAAAUUCCCAACAAAAUGGGAAGAUUAUGACGAAAUUAUUAAAGCUAUUGAAAUUAACGAAGCGGGCAUAGGCAUUUUUAGUGGUUCUGGUGAUUAUAAUAUAAGUUGGAAAACUAUUGACAAAGGAAUGCAACGAUUACCUAAUGCUUUCUUGCCAUUGAUUAAGAAGGCAAAAUAUAAAUUAAAGUAUAAUAGUGAAGUUUUUAAAUUGGAAAAAACUAAUGAUGGUCAAAGUGUUAAGGUUCAUUGGAAAACUAAGGGGAAGAACAAAUCUGAAAUCUUUGAUAGAGUAGUUAUUACUUCUUCUUUGGGUUGUGUCCGUCAUUGGGAUUUGCCUUCAACAUUAUCAUAUGAUAAACGACGCGCAUUGCGUGAAAUAGAGUAUACAAAUGCUGCAAAAAUAUUUCUACAAUUUAAGACUCGUUUCUGGGAAAAAUCUCCUCUCGAAACUGGUG